Boleophthalmus pectinirostris (great blue-spotted mudskipper) is the source of this 2006-nucleotide messenger RNA. RefSeq lists its product as uncharacterized. The coding region runs from base 528 to 1154 and encodes 208 amino acids. Gene Ontology annotation, molecular function: integrin binding. Gene Ontology annotation, biological process: cell adhesion. The record is from RefSeq and is a predicted model, not a curated record. The transcript has 6 exons. NCBI's taxonomy places the organism in Eukaryota, Metazoa, Chordata, Actinopteri, Gobiiformes, Gobiidae.
UCACUGAAGGAUGGGUCAGAUUUUCCUACUGAGAAAUGAAAUGUUUCCAAACCUUGUCUUCCUGGAGACAGGGGAGUGUAAUGUCUGGGGAACACUGUGGAACAUUCCAGACAGAGUAUUGACAUUUCCAUGGAAACAGGGCAGUGUCAGAGCCUCCAUAGUGCAGCUUGAACACGUGGUGUGGACACAUGAAUACCACAUGAAUAACAGGUGAUUGUUUUGUUGUUCGUCUCGUUCAGCGUCUCUGAGGAUCCACACCCAGGCCUCCCUCCACCUCCCCCCGACCCCCGACCCCACCUGGGACCCACAGAGCCCCCCCCACCCCCUCCACCCACUGCAGCCUGACGGUAGAGCCACCCGAGCUCGUGGUCAGGUUUGGAGAUCCGGUCUCUGUCAAUUGCUCCACCACACAAGAAACCUACCUGGGCUGGGAAGAUGUACCGACGCCUGCUGAAGCAGGAGGUGUGUUCUCGCUGUGGACGGAGGAGGCCCUGAGAACAUGGAUCCUGGAUCCUGCGUGUUUCGCUAUGACUGAGGUGGAAAAGUGUGACCUCAGAGUGCCCGUCACUGUCUACCAGCCUCCAGAGAGCGUGUCUGUGACCUUUAGGAACCUCUCAUGGCCCCUACUGGAGAGCCCCUCAGGGCCCCUGGUGGAGGACUCCUCAGGGCCCCUGCUUCAGCCCCUGGAGGAGGGCCAAGUGUACUGUCUGCAGUGUGAGGUGGGGGCCGUGGCUCCUGCUCAGAACAUGACGGUGACCUUUUACAGGAACUUCAGGGAGCUGAAUGUCACAGGAAGCAACACAACAGACAAGAGUCCAGUGACCGAGAGUUUCUGUCUGGACUACAGAGUGAGCAGAGAGGACCAUGGGGCCACCUUCUGGUGUGAGGCCAGACUGGAGCUGGGGCCUCAGGGCCCACAGCCCCCUCCAGUGGUCAGGUCACACAACAUCACGGCUGUCGUGCACUUCACUGAGGAGCAAGUGGAGGCCCCGCCCACUCGCUCCAGCAGAGAGCAUGCUGGGAGAAACACCGUGUCAGCACAGAGCCAGCAGGGCCAGAGGCAGCACCCAGAGGUGCAUAGACCCAAAGGAGCAGGACACGCCUCUGGGUCCAGCGCUGCCGUCCUAUUGGCUCUGCUGAUCCUUCACAUGUAAGAGAAUUCUGCCGUCACAAUAAAAGACCGACUCCAGUUCUGGCCCUCCACAAUAAGAGCCCAGCGUGAAGAACAAUGAGAAACUCUGUGCAUUUGAAUUCAUAAACUACCCCUUUUCUACAAAAACAUGAAAUGUAAUACACACUUUUUGGUGGACACACAUUAAAGGGCCCAUACUACACACUGAAAACACUCAUUGAGUGGUGAGACAGGAAGGUCUCCACUGUGUUAUUAAACUCCAUACACCUUCACUGCAAUCAUUUGCAAUAGUUGGAGUCAAACUUUGAAGCUACAUCUAUUGUUUUAGUUCAACUGAGGCUAAAAAUAGCUGUUAACUUGAAAACUACCACUUGAUGACAUCACAAGGUGGAACAGAGCAUUUGGAGCUUUAUAGAGUUUACAGACUAAUAAUCCUGGAUUACUCAAACAUGUGAAUGAAACAAAACACAGCUCCAGGUACUGGAUGUUUUUGAGGAGGUAACAGUAUUAUAGCUGAUUUAAAACUCACCUGAGUCUGUUUUGCAUAAUAAAGGACCUUUAAAUCUUUAAGUAAAAAUGUAAAUUGUGAAUAGUUUUGCUGGUGCACAGGUUUUCUUGUUACACAAUAUGAGUGUAUUCAGUUAAACCCAUGUUUGAGCCGGUUACCUCAUGUUGGACAAUGUUUCACUUGUGUGUGUAAUGGACUAUGUGUAGUAUUAUUUGAGCUCAUGUACAGCCCAAAAUGUUGUGUUCCCUCAGACUGUCAGCUCGGACUUCUCUGGCUCUAGGAUAAACAUACUGUUGCAACAUGUGUGUUUAUAAAUGUAAAUACUCUUUUUGUUUCAUUUUGGCUAUUUAUAUUAAAAACCUUCUG